Molecule: messenger RNA, 1032 nt
Organism: Aspergillus nomiae NRRL 13137
Lineage: Eukaryota; Fungi; Ascomycota; Eurotiomycetes; Eurotiales; Aspergillaceae
Product: DNA repair protein RAD10
Exons: 1
Coding region: 1-1032 (343 amino acids)
Biological process (GO): UV-damage excision repair; meiotic mismatch repair; mitotic recombination
Cellular component (GO): nucleus; ERCC4-ERCC1 complex; nucleotide-excision repair factor 1 complex
Molecular function (GO): damaged DNA binding; single-stranded DNA binding
Source: RefSeq, a predicted model, not a curated record
AUGACCAAUGGGUACAGCGAAAGUACCGGGGUUGACUCUCCUUCAAAUGUAGAGGGCAGUGCUACCCCCAGGUCCGAGGUCGCUGCAUCUAGACAAAUACCCACAGUACCUGUGCCGUCCAAAGUCCAGCAGCCAAAGCCGCAGGUCCUUGCAAGCAGAAGCACCCCUUCAGCUAUCCUUGUGUCGACGAGACAAAAGGGCAACCCAAUACUGAAUCAUAUCAAGCUCCUGCCCUGGGAAUAUGCCGAUAUCCCCGCUGACUACGUGGUUGGGGCCACUACCUGUGCUCUCUUUCUGUCGUUGAAAUAUCACCGCUUACAUCCUGAAUACAUCUAUUCUCGCAUCCGACUCCUCGCAGGGAAGUAUCUGCUUCGUAUUCUCUUGAUUAUGGUAGACAUCCCAAACCAUGAAGAUAGUUUGAAGGAAUUAUCCAAGACCUCAAUCAUCAACAACCUCACCCUGACCCUUUGUUGGUCCGCUCCUGAAGCUGCGCACUACCUAGAAUUAUUCAAGUCCUCCGAAAACUCCCAGCCAACUGCAAUCCGCACCCAGCAAGCACAGUCGUAUAAGGAGUCACUUGUUGAGUUUGUUACGACUCCCAGAAGCAUUAACAAGUCCGACGCGGCAAGUCUCAUCUCCACAUUUGGAAGUCUGCAAAAUGCUAUCAACGCGCAGCCAGAACAGAUCAGCGCUGUACCCGGCUGGGGUGAGAAGAAAGUUCGACAAUGGUGUAAUGCGGUGAGAGAAGAUUUCAGGGUGGAAGCAUCGAGAAAACUAGUGGCGCCUGCAAACUUAGAUAGUCAAAACAAUGACGAGUCGACGAGUCGAAACAGCAGGGUGUCAAUUUCAAUGGAUGCACAUCAUGAGGAUGAAGAAGAAUUCUUAGCAGCAGAAGCAGAAGCAGAAGGCGCGUAUGUGGCAUCUCAGGGAGACCUCCCUGAACGUGCCCAUCCGGACGAAGCUACUCAGGAGGAAAGAAUGAGUGAUGGUAUAAUGACAGCUUUGGCAAAACUUAGAGAAAGCGGCAGAUAA